GUUGCAUGGUUGUCACCAAAAGUAAACAAACGCCGAACUUCUUGUUAAAAUCAAAAUUGUUUUAAAGGAACUGCUCUAAACAAGCCCCAAUAUGAAAAUUCACUGCGCUAUUAUUUUAUAAAUUGGUCAAAGCUUUGAAAAAACAACCCAUUUACAAUGGAUUUGGCUGCAUUUUCAAAUGAUGAUUUUGAUCCUUGCGAGUGGGUAAACAAAACCUUUCAAUGUCCUGAAGCAAAGGAAAAUAAAGAGGAAUUUGCUACCACAAUUGUGGCAAAACUUCAGUCAUUUAUUCAGGAAGUGAACAUAUCCUUGGAGAAAACUGCAGAGCAAGUUAAUCAAAACAUUCCAAGAAUUGCUAGAGAGAUUGAAAUGAUGCAAAAUGAAGCUAAACUUCUGCAACAGCAAAUGAAUAGUGUGAAAGGAGAUGUUAUGAAGGUUGAAUAUGAUUCAUCUCAAUCUAUGCAAAUUUUACUGAAGAUAGAUCAUGUAAAAUCUUGCAUGCAGGAAGCUAGUAAAGCUUUGAGGGAAGCAGAUAACUGGACUACCUUAUCAGCAGAUGUGGAAGAAGUUUUUGAAAGUGGUGACAUCAAUGCUAUUGCUACAAAAUUAGUUGGAAUGCAAAAUAGCUUGGAAAUACUAGCAGAUGUGCCUGACUAUCAACAAAGAUGUCUUCGACUAGAGAAACUUAAAGACAGACUUGAAGCUAUCAUUAGCCCUCGUUUGAUUGCUGCUUUUAACACACAGUCUCUAGUUUCAGAUGUUGGUUUGAUUUAUAUGAAGAUAUUCAAAGAUAUCAAAAGGCUUAACACUCUUCAAAAGCAUUACCAUAAUUUUCAAAAAAAUCAACUCUCACAGCAAUGGAAACAAAUAGUGGAAAGUGAUCCUGAUGAAACACUUAUUGAUUGGCUGAAUAAUUUUCAUGACAUUCUUUUAUCUACUUGGCAUUCACAAAUGACCUGCUGUCAACAACUUUUGCCAGACAUACCUGCAAUACAGAUACUUUUAGAGUUGUUGGUAGAUGUGUUAACAAAUUUGGAUCCAUCUUUGUCUUUUUGUAUUGAUGCUGCAAUCAAACUGCAAUCAAAUCGCCUUCAAUAUUUAAUUGAACUAAAACAGAUAACUGACAGAUUGACAAAAAGUUUAGAAAUCUCCAUACAUGCUAUUGAUUCAAAACUGCUAAAUGAUGCUCACGUAAUUCUACUAGUUAAAACCAUUUACAAUCCAUAUCGUCCUCAUAUUGAAAAAUAUGAUUUUUUGGAAGAACAGCAACUAGUUGAUUCUUUGAAAACUUUGAACAUGUCAGAUGACAUUAUGGAUUGUGUGCGCCUUCUAGGGGAAUCGAUUAGCAAGAUCUUUUGUUUCAUUCAAGAAGCUGAAAAUCGGUGUCAACAGCUUACUCAUGGCUGUGGGUUUAUGAGUUUACUUCGGGCAUUAGAGGGAUUUCUGAAUGAAUACGCUGGAAAUUUUAGACGUCUUCUCAGAUUGUUCAGAACAACCAUGCAAGAUAGUGAAAAAAGUCCUAUUGAUGACUGGUCCCUCUUUCAGCAGUCACUGCAAACCACUCAAACUAUUGGCGAAGUUUUAAUGCAACUUGAAAGUCUUGAAAUUGUUUACAUAAGCAACAUUAGUGAAGUUGGCAGGAAACUAGGCUACUUUUCUUCUGGUGAAGAAAGCUCUGUGAAUGCUUUUCAUGCAUAUGAUGAUGUUCUCUUGACAACUAAUGCCAAAAAGGAAUUGCAACAAAUGAUUCUUUUGUUGCAAGAAGAGAAAACUGCUAGUCCUUUGAAGAGUUCAAUAAACUCGUUUAAAAGGCUGUGUUCUGAAGCUGGAUCUGUUGUAUCAGAUUUGGUUCUCAAGCAAGCUCAAGUUCACUUGAAGUCAUUACCAAACAUGAAAAUUUGGUCAGAAGACACAUGUGGCUCUGUUUUAACUGAUUUACCUCAAUUCAGUUUAUCACCUCAAGAAUAUAUAACUGAGGUUGGUCAAUACUUGAUGACAAUACCUCAACAUAUUGAACCCUUUAUUUUAAGAGACAAUCCAGCACUACACACUGCUCUGAAGAAUUGUAAUAUACCGCAAGGAAUGGAACAAGAUGCAAAUAGUAAUGUAGCUGAUUAUUUGCUGGAGAGCUUGGCCAGAGGAAUAACAGAUGCCUAUUAUGAUGCUAUCCUAAAAAUAUCAUAUAUAACUCCAAAUGCAACAAAUCAGCUUAUCACUGAUAUAGGUUAUUUUUGUGAUGUUUUGGAUGACUUGGGACUAAUGCCAUCAACAGAUUUACAAAAUUUGCUUUCACUCCUGAAAGCAAAACCAGAGGUAUUUGAAAAAGAAGCUAAAGGGAAAUCUCACAUCUUGGUGCGAAAAAUUACAGCUAUGAGAAUGUUGAGGUCAUAGCAUAUUUCCAUAAAAAAAUGUAUAUAUACAGUAAAACCCCUCCUAACGGACACCCCUCUUAUGCGAACAAUUUUUAAUUCCCCAGUCCCAAUGUAAAUAACAUUAUUAAACCCCUGUCCUGCAGACACCUCUCUUUUGCGGACAAAAAAUUUUUUUCCCAUUAGUGUCUGCAUUAGAGGGAUUUUACUGUACAUUAUAUGUAAAAAAAAUAAAUCAGAGUUACAACACUGAUAGCAACGAUUAUUGAGUUUUCGUAAGUAUGUUUUCAUAUUGAGAAUUCUCUUUGCAUCUAUGCAGAAGGACAGACUGGCCAGCCGGCCCAUGGGCCAAUACGUUCUCCCGCCUA
Uloborus diversus is the source of this 2737-nucleotide messenger RNA. It is a transcript of the gene Cog7, whose product is annotated as conserved oligomeric Golgi complex subunit 7-like. The coding region runs from base 157 to 2391 and encodes 744 amino acids. The transcript has 22 exons. Gene Ontology annotation, biological process: Golgi organization; retrograde vesicle-mediated transport, Golgi to endoplasmic reticulum; intracellular protein transport. The record is from RefSeq and is a predicted model, not a curated record. NCBI's taxonomy places the organism in Eukaryota, Metazoa, Arthropoda, Arachnida, Araneae, Uloboridae. Gene Ontology annotation, cellular component: COG complex.